This is a messenger RNA of Paraphaeosphaeria sporulosa, 618 nucleotides long. RefSeq lists its product as uncharacterized. The record is from RefSeq and is a predicted model, not a curated record. The transcript is spliced from 3 exons. Lineage: Eukaryota; Fungi; Ascomycota; Dothideomycetes; Pleosporales; Didymosphaeriaceae. The coding region runs from base 1 to 486 and encodes 161 amino acids.
AUGGCGGUCCAAGACCCGACCUUCUGGAAACGCUUCAGCAUCGCAGUUCACCAAGAUGACGCCGCAAAGCAAGAGAUGGCCCAGCAUGCCGAGUUGAAGCAUUCGUACGUGAUAUCCCUCGCGGACAUGCCUUCGCCAACAAUAAUACGACCCACCUCGGAAGCCCACUUGCUUCGCUCGCACCCGCGACCACUCUCCCCUGCUGUUUUGUCACCCCACUCACCGACCACCACACAUGAGCCCUCGUCGCCCAGUUCAACCUCACAUAUCAAGCCCCUCAAGAAAGCAUAUACCCCCCAGAGCACUAAGAGUACCCCUUUUGCGCGUCACGGCAAUGGCUCGCAGCUGACGCUCGCGUUUUCGGGGCAGAUUCGUGGCUCGAAGGCCAGCGCCGGAAGCGGCGGCAUCGCGCGUGGGUUUGCUGGACCUUCUGGAUAUGCCUACUUCUGCUGGUCGGAGGCGCCGUCGCGGCAGUCUUGGUGUUAAGGUCGAAAGGUAUCAUCAAGAUAUGAGGAUCAGACGAGCGAAGGUCGGCUGCAUGUCAUGCAGGAACGUGGUCUGGGGAAAAAUGGAAGAGGCGCACCGACUAGCAAUCUGGUUGCUGGCCCAGGAAUCCCG